Daucus carota subsp. sativus is the source of this 3375-nucleotide messenger RNA. RefSeq names its product DNA glycosylase/AP lyase ROS1. The transcript has 17 exons. The record is from RefSeq and is a predicted model, not a curated record. The coding region runs from base 246 to 3161 and encodes 971 amino acids. Gene Ontology annotation, biological process: base-excision repair. Gene Ontology annotation, molecular function: DNA demethylase activity; 4 iron, 4 sulfur cluster binding; DNA N-glycosylase activity. Lineage: Eukaryota; Viridiplantae; Streptophyta; Magnoliopsida; Apiales; Apiaceae.
AGAGCAGACAUAAAAAUACUUUCCCAAGAUUUACCAAGGGAAUUAUUACACCUUAGACAGUAAUUGUAUGUCAUCUGUAGCUCAAUUUAAUACACCUCUAACUUUCAGAUCCAUUUUGCCCACAGGUAACAAGGAAACUAGAAGGAAGCGAGCAAGGGGCUCUUCUACUAGAGUAAAGAACAUCGCUUCUCUGGUUGAAACUUCAGAACACAUUCUAUCAACAAGAUCAAGUACCAUGCAAGAAGAUGGAAACGCCCAUCAGCCAUACAUCCAUGCAGCAAAAACAACCAAGAAGCAGACAAAGAAAAAUACUAGGAAUUCAGGUAGCAAAGUCGGCACAAAACAGCAACUUGAUCGAUCAGCAACUUAUUUCUUCUGCAUUUUUCCUUGCAGGUUCUUCCCCAGGUGCUAUGCUUUCUGUUGAUGCCCUAGCUGAUCAUUUAAGGCUUCUGGAUAUUAAUGCAGAAAGGAAGCAAGGUGCAAAUCCUAAUACAAGUGCAGGUAGCUGCAAUAGUGCAAGAUGUCAAGAGCAAAACACACUUGUUGUUUAUCAGAGAGAUGGCACUCUUAUGAAUGUGAAGGAGCAAACACCACGCCCUAGAGUGAAACUUGACCAGGAGACGAUAAGAGUCUGGAAUCUUCUGCUGCAGGACAUUAACAGUGAAGGUAUUAAUGGGAACGACGAGGAGACAAAAAAAUGGUGGGAAGAUGAAAGAAGAACUUUUAAUGCAAGAGCAAACUCGUUUAUUAAGUGCAUGCAUCUUAUUCAAGGAGACAGGACCUUUUCUAGGUGGAAGGGGUCAGUUGUAGACUCUGUCGUUGGUGUUUUUCUUACACAGAAUGUCACAGACCAUCUCUCCAGGUUAGCUGGUCAUUUGAUUUUCAAAGAAUUUGAUACGAAGACUUGUAAGAGCAACCAUGGUCCACUUGUCGAAGAGGUGAUGAACGUUCCUGUCAGUAAUCCAGAAGAUACCCCGAAAGAAAUGAAGUCAAAGCAGCCCACCUUGAACGAGCGAUCAGUGAUUAUUCAGGAGAUUGAUUGUGAUAAAAACAGAGAGGUACUCAACAGCAAUGAACCGUGUGUAAGCAGAAUUGACUCUGGUGAGGUAGCUAUGUCAUCAGGAUUACACAGGGAAGGAACAGAAGUUCUCUGGAGAGAAGAAAUUGGAUCAUCACAAGGAACUGCAAGAUGCAGUGUUGAUAUAGUAUGUCAGCCUCAAACAUCUUCUCCAAACCUUAAGAAUGAGGUCGAAUCUAUCGACAAGGAAAAGAUCUACCAGGUGGAGAGUGUAGAUUUUGAAAGAAACACUGGGACAUUGGACGUGACAGGAGCCACGGGUGUUUUUGAUGAGUCGAAAAGCUCUUCUUGUCUUUCCGAAAACAUCAAAAACGCCCGUGCCUCCUGUCACGUCCAACGUCACAGGGAUUCUCACUCAAAACCUAAUGGCAAGACAUACAAACCCAAUAAGGGAAGAAAGGGUAAAGGUAAACAGCCUGCAGCUGAAUGGGAUAGCUUUAGGAAGCAGGCGCAGGCCAAGCCCAAUGGUGUAAGACUACGUACACCUAACACAAUGGACUCAGUAGACUGGGAGGCAGUACGACUUGCCGAUAUUGAUGAGGUUGCUCAAAUCAUUAGAGACAGGGGAAUGAACAAUGUCCUUGCGGAAAGGAUUAAGGAAUUUCUUGAUAGGCUCGUAACCGACCACGGAAGCAUUGAUCUUGAGUGGUUGAGGGAUGUCCCGCCUGACAAAGCAAAAGAGUAUCUACUAAGCAUCAGGGGACUAGGUUUAAAGAGCGUGGAGUGUGUUCGCCUUCUAACGCUUCACCAUGUUGCUUUCCCUGUCGACACAAAUGUAGGACGUAUAGCUGUUAGACUUGGAUGGGUACCCCUUCAGCCACUACCUGAAUCGCUGCAGUUACAUUUACUGGAAAUGUAUCCUGUGCUGUCUUCAAUCCAGAAAUAUCUCUGGCCCAGACUCUGCAAGCUAGACCAAAGAACAUUGUAUGAAUUGCACUACCAGAUGAUUACCUUUGGGAAGGUUUUCUGUACAAAAAACAAACCCAAUUGCAAUGCAUGCCCACUGAGAGGAGAGUGCAGACAUUUUGCAAGUGCAUUUGCGAGUGCAAGGCUAGCUCUACCAGGGCCAGAGAAAAGAAAUGUAGAGACAACAGAAUGUAAUGUGGUCGAUCAAAACUUUGUUGAGAAUAUUGAUAGAUUGCAGCUACCUGUAUCUCUGAGUGAUCAGCUGUCGGAAGCAAACACGCAGAUAAGCCAUUGUCUGCCUAUUAUUGAAGAACCAGCAUCACCAGGGCCUAUAAUUGAGCUUCCAGCAACACCAGAGGCCGAACGAGAACAGGAGUUAGAAGAUGACAUUGAAGACUUUUUUAGUGAAGAUCCUGAUGAUAUUCCUACAAUCAACUUAAACAUUGAGGAGUUCACUCAAACUUUACAGGAAUACAUUCAACAGAAUAUGGAUCUUCGAGAAAGUGAUGUAUCUAAGUCUUUGGUCGCUUUAACACCAGAAGCUGCAUCAAUUCCAGCAGUAAAACUGAAAACCACCGGCCGCCUGAGAACAGAACACCAAGUGUAUGAGCUUCCUGAUACACACCCUCUGUUAAAUGGGCUUGAGCAGAGAGAAUCUGAUGACCCAUGCAGUUACCUUCUUGCCAUAUGGACUCCAGGUGAAACCGCAGACUCAAUUCAGCCACCAACAGGACCAUGUAGCAACCAAGAAUCAGGUAGCUUUUGUGAUGAUAAUACCUGUUUUGCAUGCAGUAGCACAAGAGAAGCACAAUCCCAAACCGUUCGAGGGACUCUUUUGAUACCUUGUCGAACUGCUAUGAGGGGAAGUUUUCCCCUUAAUGGGACAUACUUUCAGGUUAAUGAGGUGUUUGCAGACCAUGCUUCUAGCCUACGCCCACUCGAAGUACCUAGAUAUUUGUUGUGGAAUUUGCCAAGAAAAACUGUGUAUUUCGGAACCUCCGUUACUGCUAUAUUUAGAGGUAUGUCGAUGAAAGACAUCCAGCUGUGCUUCUGGAGAGGUUAUGUUUGUGUGAGAGGAUUUGACCGCGAGAGCAGAGCUCCCAAACCCCUAAUUGCUAGGCUGCAUUUUCCGCCAAGCAAAUUAUCAAAGGGAAACGAGAAGAAAGAAAAGGAGUAAUUGUGCUCACAGGAAUCAUGUAUAUGAAUGAGUAGCAGAGGAAUCAUCAAUAAUUGUGAUUUUAUCAUACUUGCACUUGAAUUACAAUUCAAAAGUGAGAAACUCAUUUGCAACUAAAAAUUACCAUCUGUAUGUGUGUGAUUAUACUACAAAUUCAACGAUUUAGUAAAUAUUUAGAUGCAACAAUUUCAUGUUAUACACAUAUAAGAAAAUG